This is a messenger RNA of Dufourea novaeangliae, 1732 nucleotides long. Its product is annotated as SH3 domain-containing kinase-binding protein 1-like. The transcript has 9 exons. Bases 89 to 1618 code for a protein of 509 amino acids. Gene Ontology annotation, molecular function: protein binding. The record is from RefSeq and is a predicted model, not a curated record. NCBI's taxonomy places the organism in Eukaryota, Metazoa, Arthropoda, Insecta, Hymenoptera, Halictidae.
AACUUGCUAGGAGGAAAACGAUUAAAGAUACCAAAUUGUGAUAUUUAUGUAUUAGAAAGCUUGAAUCAUUUUUAGAGUAACAGAAAAAAUGGAGGCAAUUGUAGAACACAAAUAUAUAGCAAGACAGCCUGAUGAGUUAACUCUGACAAAAGGAGAUAUUAUCAGGGAGAUUAAAGCAAUGCCAGGUGGUUGGUGGGAAGGAACUUUAAGAGACAAACGUGGCAUGUUUCCUGAUAAUUUUGUCAAGGUUUUAAAAGUUCCUUCAAGUGGAAGCACAGGAAGUAAAGUAGCAAAUAAUACUGAGUUUACAGAAGCUUUAUUGAGAAAUGGAGGUUCUAGAAAAAGAUUUUGUAAAGUACUUUAUGAUUAUGAGCCAUGCAAUGAGGACGAACUAACUUUGGUAGUUGAAGAUACUAUAGAAUUCUUGGGUGAAGUGGAGGAGGGGUGGUGGAGAGGUAGACUUAAAGGCAGAGUUGGAGUUUUCCCUUCAAAUUUUGUCACUCCUCUUUACGAAGACUCUGACAACUUCAGAGAUGAAAAUAAGGCAGAAUUAUGUAAAGUACUGUUCCCUUAUGAAAGUGCUACUGAUCAUGAAUUAAAAUUGACUGAAGGAGAUGUAAUAACGGUUCAUGCUAAAUGUACAGACAAGGAUUGGUGGUAUGGUGAACUAAAUGGUCAACUGGGCUUAUUCCCUAGCAAGUGUGUUGAAGUGAUAACUGUUGGGUCGAACCAUCAAGAUGAACAAAGGAACGAUUUCAUCAAAAGUACUGCGAAACAUUCUCAACAAUUACAAAAGAAUGAAAAAGUACACAUUAAGAAAAGUUCAGAUAUACAAAAUGUACAUGCAGCAAAACCACUUAAGAAUACCAUAUCAAGAAGGAACUCUUCAGGAGAAAGUAGCGAAGAUACAAAGACUAUAGGGGGUCAUUCAGUUACGUCGAGCCAGAAUAGUCUCGUAGGUGAAGUUGGAACUGAUAGUGGUAAUGAAAAUACCGAUAUAGCUUUGGGUGAGGAGUUAGAUGGGGUAGAGCGGGAAGAAGCACCGCUUUCGCACUUAACAGCUUCUCGAGCCAAAGCACCUCGACGGCGUCCACCUUCUUCACAGCGUUCACAGCUUCGAGCUGUUGAAGCAAUCACAACAAAACCAAAAAAUAAAUCAACACAGAAGAAAAACAGAAUCACGGUAGAAGAGUUGAUCGAAAUAGAACGUGAAGCAUUGGCAGCAAGGACAAGAAGAACAGUAGACGAGAUGAAAGAAUUACAAGAUAGACUCUCGGAAAGAAUCAGAUUCGAAGUUCACCAAGAUCCCGAACUCGCAAGAGUGAAAGCAGUAUUGACUGUUAUAGAAGCCAUAGAUGAAUUACAAGCCGAAAAGAAAGACAGGAUACCAAAAUAUAGUAAUCAGAAAUCUGAUACGUCUCCUCACCUAGAGCAAACUUCACCUCCUUCUCGAAGUACUUCGCCAACUUUUCUUACAUUGCCUGCCUACGAUAAGUUACUGCAUAAGGUUAACGCUUUAGAAAGGAGAGAAGAAAUGCUGGAGCGUAUAGUAAGAGUGAUGGCGGAACAAUGUCUUCGUCUUCUCUGGGCUUCGGAAGCCAGUCUUACAAAUAAAUAGGUCUCCACGUAUAACUUCAGCAGUAUGUUUUUUAUACAUAAUAAUAUAGAAAUCAAUUUCUUAAAUUUAAUAAGAAAGCAACUAAUCGCUUCAGUGCCGCGGAUCAUUGCGAAA